This is a messenger RNA of Paraphaeosphaeria sporulosa, 1282 nucleotides long. Its product is annotated as trypsin-like serine protease. The coding region runs from base 323 to 1282 and encodes 319 amino acids. The transcript has a single exon. NCBI's taxonomy places the organism in Eukaryota, Fungi, Ascomycota, Dothideomycetes, Pleosporales, Didymosphaeriaceae. The record is from RefSeq and is a predicted model, not a curated record.
UCGACAAACCGGACCUGAUGCCUGGAAUGAACGCAUAGCAGCAUGCCUGGCAUUUCUCCCAGACUGGUCACCUGAUACGUCUGGUUUGAGCGCAGAGGAGUCCGAAGGUAUGACUGGACAUUUCCUUCUUUCUACAUAUACCAAAUCCUGUAAACUUUACCAUGUACUAUUGCCAAGCAACUAACGCUAGAGACCUUGUGGAGGGCCAAUCAGCAAUGCAUUGCCUCAACUACGCCUUCUUCAGGCAGCAAAGUCUCAAAACAUCUUCUGCAUAUAUACUCAAGGGCGCAAAACUUCAGUUCACUCAACGAUCCCGCCCACCAUGCGCCGAACAACGCGAUCCCAAUCCCGACAAAAAUCUCUUAUUCCCGCACCCACCGCCCAGCCCUUACACCAGCCCAUGAUUCUCAAAACCACUCCAACUCCCCCAAAUAUCCUUUUCACCCUCCCCAGCAUAUUCACGCCCAAGCUCACAGGCCUGAGUCGAGCAUCCGCCACUCUUCUAAACACCAAGCGCGCCAAGUUACGAGCCUCCAUCCCCGGCCUCCGCCGCACCUUCGCCUCCUCCCCACAGCUCGUCCUAACUCUAGACGCUACACUCGUCUUCGCGCAGGAAGAAGCCGGGACUGCAGUCUGCAUCUCUGCCUCGGGACUCGUACUCACAUGCGCACACUGCGUCGCUGACGACGCCACCACGGCGUUGGACUCUUCCAACGCACACUGGCUCAUCUUCGCCGCGGGGACUGUCGCAAGGGCGAGCUGUGUAGCCUGGGACGCCAAGCGCGAUCUCGCUCUCCUGCAGAUCACGCACUCGGAGCCUCUGGCACCUCUCUCCUCUUCCACAUGUCCAUCUCCCUCCGCGACUUCCACUCCAAGUAGCAGUAGUAAGACGCCCUUCCCGCACGCCACCGUAGCAGAGCGCGUUCCGCGCGUGGGCGCCCCUCUCUACUGCAUCGGGCACCCCGGCUCCGAGGACCUCGAAGCCUCCACACCGGGCACGAAGACCGGAUACGACGUCCUGCAUGUCAGCGAGGGGACGUAUCGUGGGCUGGCGCCGGGCGCGGACCCGCAGGAUAAUUCUGAGAUCGGGGGCAUGAUGCAUGAUUGCUGGACGUACUGGGGGCAUAGCGGGGCGCCGGUGCUGGAUGCGCAGGGCGGCGGGGGGCUCGUGGGACUGCAUUCGAGCUGGGACGAGGAGACGGGGAUGAGGAGGGGGGUGCCGGGAGAGGCUGUGCGGGGGUUCUUGGGGGAGUGGACAGACUUCGAGACCAAGGGAACGUGA